UCUCGUGUACAAGACAAGCCAGGAAGAGAUCGGGUUUCCGAGACGCAAAGGGCCGAUCGCCGCUCUCGCUCUUUCGCGAAGGGACAUAGUCGUAGUAGAAGCCGAAGCUUAAGUCCAGAAAAAAACGACGUAGGGGAUGAUUCUCGGUCUUCUCGUAGAGCCCAAAAUGAGGAAGUAAAAAGUACUGAAGAAGUGCCAGCGAAUGGAAAUGAUAUUGUUCCUAAUGAGGAUUUUGAGGGGCCAGAACAUGAGGCGAGUGAAGGGGUGGCACAAGGACGUUCAACAGCAGUCCGAGGCGAUCGUGACUUGGAUUCUGAUUUGGAUGAAGAUUCAUUUGAUGGUCGGCCUCUGGAGCCUAGUACCACUGUAACACGACGUGUUCUUGUGGAUACCCCGCCCCACACGCGGCGAGUCAAGGUUUUGUUAUCUAGUGCAAGCAUCCCUGCGCCAGUCGCCUUACCCACGCUAAAUACCCUUUCCUCUGUGUCUAGUACUGGUCCCACUACAUCAAACAGCAAAGUUGCAAUAACCAAUUCCCUAGGUAGCCUGACUCCUACGAUAACUUCAGUAACAGAGGAAAAAAGUAUGUUUCUUUUUCUUAUAGAUGCCACUAAAAAUUUAAGAAUUGAUUUGUCUAUUUAG
Messenger RNA from Protopolystoma xenopodis, 642 nucleotides. Lineage: Eukaryota; Metazoa; Platyhelminthes; Monogenea; Polystomatidea; Polystomatidae. The record is from the annotation of a GenBank genome assembly.